This is a messenger RNA of Cimex lectularius (bed bug), 3508 nucleotides long. RefSeq names its product cubilin. Gene Ontology annotation, molecular function: protein binding. The transcript has 18 exons. Gene Ontology annotation, cellular component: plasma membrane. The record is from RefSeq and is a predicted model, not a curated record. The coding region runs from base 291 to 2873 and encodes 860 amino acids. Lineage: Eukaryota; Metazoa; Arthropoda; Insecta; Hemiptera; Cimicidae.
CCGAGAGAGCCAGGGCCUGCGUAGGCUCAGGGACUGUGGGUUCGCGCUGUUAGGGGUCAGUGGUGAUGUGGACAGACAUGACUCAGCCAAGCCAAGGAUUAUCAGUACUUCUUAAUAGAAACAUGAGUCUUGACCGAUUUUAACGCCAUUAUGGUCUCUAAUCCUUAAUGGCUUAAAAUUAGGAGAAAUGACGGGUGUUAUGAAGAUACGUACUGUGAAGUGAAGAAGGGUUGCGUAAUUGGUUCAUCACAACAGCCAAAACGCACGGACACUGCCGAUAUGGACACAGUAUGGCUCGUGGAACCCGGCACGCCCCAACACUGGCCUUGUCACUCAUAUUUUGUCUACUGUCGAUCUGUCUACGGGCCUCAUCAGGUGAGUCCAGUGAAAUCAAUUCGGCUGACAGGUUGAAACUGCCUUAUUUGAAUGGGACUUGCUCCGCACACGAAAGGAAACAUAGAAUCGGGAAAUCGGAGUGCGACCGUACGUUUGUGAGCCGUGCUGGUGGGCCGCAGAACGGGACAUUCACAGCUCCUAUUUUGGUGAACUCAGCUGGACACUCGCGGCAGUGCGUCUACACAUUUCUCGCUGCCCCAAAUCAACGCGCACAGAUCACAUUCACAGGGUUCGACCUUCGCGGAACACCACCUGAGUGUGCGCACGAGUACCUCGACGUCUACUCUGAGGUUCAACAACCAGAGACAUCAGAGUUGAUCAAUUCACCUUUUGGAGGGAGGUUCUGUGGCCCCAUACCACCGAGGAGAAGGAUCUCCCUUUAUCGAGCAAUCGCUAUAAGCUUCUAUACCGAUAAGAACAUCACCACCCCUGAGCUUUUCGCAGGCCGUUACUCCUUCAUCAACGACUCGGAGUAUCAAAUCGGCACCCCAGCUCCUACUUCACUGUGCUCAUAUACAAUUCAUGCCGAACAGAAACGUCAGGGUAACAUAGUAUCCCCAACAUACCCAGGAAGCUACCCUAAGGAUCUCACCUGUACUUACCUGCUCCUAGGAAAACCUGGUCAAAGGGUACGGCUGGAGUUCAGGGAUUUUGAUCUUUUCUAUGGUGGACCUCACUGCCCGUUUGAUGUUUUAAAGAUCUAUGAUGGCAUCACAAACGAUUCGGCUGUCAUAGGUACCUACUGCGGUCAACAGAGAAAUCUCGUUUUGUAUUCCUCUGAAUCAACCAUGUUCAUUGUCUUUGAAACUCUACAGCGCACUGCCAACACACAGAAUCGAGGUUUCAAAGGCAUUUUUGAAUUUAGUGAAAGUUUUGUUAAGUUAGAUUUUAUUGGGAAAAAUGAUGGUGAGCAUAUAAGAGGAUCUGAAUGUGAUCAGAAAAUUUUGAGUAAAAAGGAAUCAAGUGGAUAUGUAUUCAGUCCCAACUAUCCGUUUCCUUAUAUGCCAAAAAUAGUCUGUCGAUAUUUCAUUUAUGGAAUGCAAGACUCACAACAUUUAGAACGAGUACGCUUAGAAUUCUUAAAGUUUGAUAUACCAAAAGGAGAAAAAGGAGACUGCAGUGAUGGCUAUUUGAAGUUGUAUUUAAAAGGGCAAGAAGCGACAGAUUCUUAUGAAAAAUUUGACCAUGAGCUGUGCGGUAAAGAGAUCAAGCCAAACAUUGUUGUGUCCGAUGGCCCAAGAUUAGUGAUGGUUUUCAGCAGUGGUGAACUCCAAGGGCAAGGUUUUAAAGCAAAAUAUACUUUUGAAACAGAAUAUCGAAUUCCGGGAACAGCAGCCCCUGAUGGUAGUUGUACAUUUACAUACAGAAGUUCAAGCAGGAAAAAGGGAGAGUUCAAUUCUCCACGAUACCCUUCAAACUAUCCAAGUCAGACCAACUGCACAUAUGUGUUCAAUGCAACACCUAACGAACAAGUCUCACUUAUAUUUGAUCAUUUUCGAGUUCGUGCAGAUGCGAUAAAUGGAACAUUUGGCUUUUAUGGUUCUUCCAUCUGUUUUGAAGACUGGCUGGAGAUGUACAAUCUAUACAGGGACGGUACGGAGAAGCUGAUCGGACGAUAUUGCGGUAUGACAGCCCCUGGCCCGUUGGACUCCAACAGGGGGGCUAUUGGCCUAAAAGUCAUCCUACAUACUGAUAAGGAAGGAGUUUACAGUGGCUUUAAAGCACGGUACUCCUUCGAUGUCGCUAAGUCAAUUUUUGGAGACUGUGGUAGCAAUGUGAGUAGCAGCCAUUACGGAGUUAUUGUUAGCCCAAACUUCCCAUUGAAAUAUGGAGGUCCGAUUAAAGGAGUUGCCAGUAAAACAUGUAACUGGUACAUUAAUGUCCGCCCAAACCAUAAGGUCUUACUCAACUUUGAACAAUUUGCUAUAGAGGGUGAACCCAAUACAAGAGGUUGUCCAGCAGCAGUUGUCCGACUAUGGUACACUCUUGAUGGGCCCCCAUUAGAACUUUGCGGGGAAAAGAAGGACACUGAGAAAUGGCAAUACAUGUCAGAAUCCAAUUAUAUCCGUAUAAGUUUCAUAUCUGCAGACAAAUCAGUUGGUGCAAAAGGGUUCAAAGCUGUAUGGACUGAAGUGGCAGAUUCAGGUGAAAAUUGUGAUGAGUUUCGCUGCCAACAAAGCAGUUUCUGCAUUGCAGAUAAACUUCGCUGUAACAGGGUCGCUAAUUGUGGAGUUAAUGAUACCUCAGAUGAAAUUAACUGCAUCACAGAAGUUGCAAUGGAAAUUUUCUGGCCAUCAGUCAUCGGAGUAGGCUGUAGUCUCCUAUUGAUUGGACUUGGUUGUUUAUUGUGUAGGCGCUUACGCUCAAGGAGGCGUCGUCCUCACCAUCUCCAUCUUCCUCGCCCUCCACCCCCAACUUCGCGACAGCGUGUAUGCGAUGAACUAGGACAGAGGUUUGCAAGCGUCGACAGUGUCUGAUCCUUGCUCAACCCAACCUGUCAAACCCACAGACUACACUUUCAUCUACCUAAGUUUAAAUUCAGAUAAAUUAUAAGGCAUGUAUUUUUACUCCAAAUACAUAAAUAUUUCUAGUAAUUGCUUUAUAGUCCCAAAAUAAAUUUUUUCAAAUGCUAAAAUUUUUGACAAUAGCACAUAGAAUAGAUGCAUUUAUGUUACAAAAGUUAUCUAUCAUCAUAUGGAAGUGUAUGGUGCGGGGAUGACGGUUCCCAAAUAAAUUGGUGUUAAAUAAUUAAAACAUUAAAUAACUAAAAUAAAAUAAAGAACACCUGAAUUACGUUUUAUACGGUGCAGAGGAAAGUGAAUAACCUCCUAACUUUUGUAAUUAUCGUUGAUCGAAUUAUACUUAGUAUCCAUACUAGUGUUAUAUUUACAAAAAAAAAUAUAUAUGUAUUAUAAUAAAUUCAGAAAAUUAAUUAAGGCGUUUGCAAAAUGGAAGGGGAUCUCGACGGAAUUUCCAAAGUGCACUGUGUCAACUUCAACGAAUUCUGGUCAGGCUUUGUGAAUACGUGCUGUGCAGUCCUUGCUCAUAUAUACAGACAGUAAACUACUGUUUUUGUAUCCUUUGUUAAUAUAAUGGGAAAAAAUAUUGGACA